AUGAAUAUAGAAGGAACGAAUACAGAUAGACGUAUGUAUGACAUAUUUAAUUUGUUUAAUUUUAUUAAAAAAGAUGAUUUUUUAGGUGCCGAAAGCAUGGAAAAACCUCUGAUAAUUGUAGAUUUAGGAGGUCAGAAAGAUACUGGGAUUUUAGAAGGAACUUCACCAAGUGUAAAAGGGGCUUAUCCCGGUAGAUUAUGUAGUGGGAUUAGUGUAGGUAAGCAUAGAGGGGCAAUAAUUUUAUUGGAUGAAUUCGAAAAGGUGGCUGAUGAAGGAUUAGCUAUGAUGUUAGGUAAUGUUCUAGAUAUUAAGAAAAAUAAGGACUGA
This is a messenger RNA of Funneliformis mosseae, 327 nucleotides long. NCBI's taxonomy places the organism in Eukaryota, Fungi, Glomeromycota, Glomeromycetes, Glomerales, Glomeraceae. The record is from the annotation of a GenBank genome assembly.